AUGGCUGGCCAAUUUCAAACUCAUCCUCUUCUCUUCCAACAAAGGUCCUCUUUACCCACUUCCCCAAACCCUCUCCCUGUUUAUCUUCUUCACUUGCUUCCCAUCAAGUCUCAACAAAACCCUAAAUCUGAAAAUGAGAUCCCCAAAUGGGUUUUCACCAUUAAAGUUGUCGGUUUUGGUGUGCAUGAUUACAAACAACACUUGUCUCCCACUAUGCUCUUGGUUCUCUAUUCUCUGCAUAUAUAUUUGGUGCUUGAGAUUGGUUUAAUGCUCGUCAAAGUUUUGGUUUUUAUCUCUAUUGGAUGCGAUCUGGAGCCACAGUUUAAUGAACCAUACUUAGCCAGUUCUCUUCAAGAUUUCUGGGGACGACGGUGGAACCUCAUGGUCACAGCUAUCCUCAGGCCAGCUGUCUUCGACCCUGUGCAGCGAAUCGCUGGAUGGAAAAUGAACUCUGAUUAUGCUAGGUUUUUGGCGGUUUUGGUGACGUUCUUGGUCUCUGGUGCAGUUCAUGAGUUGAUUUUCUUUUAUAUUACCCAUGAGAUGCCUACAGGAGAAGUCACUUGUUUUUUUGUGUUACAUGGAGUUUCCGCAGCGGCCGAAGUAGCAGUAAAGAAGACUGGUGGUGGAAGAUGA
Messenger RNA from Eruca vesicaria subsp. sativa (arugula), 633 nucleotides. The record is from the annotation of a GenBank genome assembly. NCBI's taxonomy places the organism in Eukaryota, Viridiplantae, Streptophyta, Magnoliopsida, Brassicales, Brassicaceae.